UACUAUGAAGCUUGCAAGAAAGAGCUCGAGAAGGCCGGAUUUAUAGGCCUAUUGGAGAUCCGACUGACCAAUGUUUCUAAGAAGAUGCUUGAUUCCUUGAUGGCACAUUACGAGCGGGCCACAGAUAGCUUCAUUUUUGGUGAAGGGGACAACAAGAAGGUGCUCACCAUCGAACUUGAGGAUGUUGCCUGUGUAUACGGCAUUCUUACUGGUGGUGCUGAGAUUGACCUUGUGAGAUCUAAUGAGAAGAUGCUCGAGGUUCUAAAGGAGGAGCUCGCAUGCAGGGUAAUCGUAGCCGAAAUGUUUUCUUGCGGCAAUGACUAAAGCGGCUCGUGGAGGUCAAGAGAGGAGGAGACCCCAUGUUGCGGUGGUGGUGAAGAAAAUUGUCUUCGCAUG
Molecule: messenger RNA, 396 nt
Organism: Linum trigynum
Lineage: Eukaryota; Viridiplantae; Streptophyta; Magnoliopsida; Malpighiales; Linaceae
Source: the annotation of a GenBank genome assembly